Messenger RNA from Aaosphaeria arxii CBS 175.79, 2917 nucleotides. RefSeq lists its product as uncharacterized. The record is from RefSeq and is a predicted model, not a curated record. Gene Ontology annotation, biological process: regulation of DNA-templated transcription; DNA-templated transcription. The transcript has 4 exons. Lineage: Eukaryota; Fungi; Ascomycota; Dothideomycetes; Pleosporales. Gene Ontology annotation, molecular function: DNA binding; DNA-binding transcription factor activity, RNA polymerase II-specific; zinc ion binding. The coding region runs from base 222 to 2501 and encodes 759 amino acids.
AACGAAAAACAAUUAAGAAACGUCGUGUCUGAUUUUCCAUGAAGACAGGGCAGGACAAGGACAAGGACGAGGUCGAGACAGAUCAGAACAGGACAUAAUCUCUUGUCCAGCGCGUAUACCGCAACUUCCCGUACCCUCCGACCUGCAACAACACCAUCGAGAUCCAUUAUUGUCGCUGCUCUGUUGUCUUUCCAGUGUGGUAGACUACCCGUUCGUCCAUCAUGUCCACCAUGAUCACGUUCGCAGCCAACAACGAAUUCUUCAGGAAACGGAAGCGCGUCCACAGAGCAUGCGAAUCUUGUAAGAAACGACGGAAACGAUGCAGCCAUACCUUUGAUGAAGAUACCGACCCCGGAAGCCCUACCAAAAGCGGACACUCCGCAGUCAACCCUACUUCAGACCCUUCUGCAUAUUCACCAGGCAAUCAUCACCCUUCUCAUCCUCCUCCUACUCAUCACCAUAAUCAGCAUAAUCAUUCUCAUCCUCAAAACCAUGACCCUAGAGCCCCGCCCCGUCCGGACCCUCACGGUCAUGGACAUUCCAACUCUACCGCCAUGCCACCACAUAGCCCACACGAGGAUCGUGGCCAGACACCUCCAAAUUUCUUAGGCUACCUCAAUCCAGAAGCUGUCUUGAGAGAGCAGGUCCAUGGAGUCAAGGAUCACCGAGGAAAGUCGAGUCAUUCUCCUGUCAUCCCUCCCGGAGGCCAAUGGGUCGAUGGCGAAAAUGGGAGACCUGCCACCGUCCAACCUGGAGCAUCACACUCAAGACUAGAUGAGACCAGUCCCCAGUCCACCAUUCAAGGUCAUCAAGAGACAGCCGUUCAAAGAGCUCUCCAUGCAUACCUUGAUGCCGUGGGCGUUUCCAUCUUGCCACCUAGGGCCAGCCAGGAUGCUCUGGUCGACAUAUACUUCGCCUAUGUCCAUCCCCUUCUUCCUAUAGUAGACAAGAACCUUUUCUCGAACUGGUACAGCGAGCACCGGGAACCGCGUCUGUUACUCCAGGCCAUAUGUGUCGUUGCUUCCAAGCAUGCCGAUGCAGCACAGCACCUGCAACUCGGCGACGACCCCAGGCGUUUGAGUCCUAGAGAUUUCUCCCAGAGACUAUACAACUCAGUCAUCGCCGGAAUCGAGGCCAAACUGGAGAAGAACCGAGUGAUACUGAUCCAAGUUUUGGCUCUCAUAUCACUCCACUGUGAAGGCCCUGAUGGCGCUGAGCAGGCCUCUAUGCACCUUGCUCAGGCUAUCCAUCACGCCCACACUUUUGGCCUACAGUUCGGCCACCAGUGGAAGAACCAAAAGUCGGACUCACAGGAGAACCUAGAGGACCUCUUCUGGUGUCUUUGGAGCUUAGACAAGAUCAAUGCUUGCAUGAAUGGCCGACCCUUGAUCAUGCACGACCGAGACAACAGCCUGACUAAACUACCCACUGAUCCGGAGAAGAGGUCCAGUCCCUUUGGAGUGUGGCUACAGAUAUCAGAGAUGCUAGACAAGGUCAUCGAUUACUAUCGACCAGGAAGAUCGGCCGAGGAGACAGGGUGGGAAGGGGACGAUUUCUUGGGCUUUGAAGAGAUGGUCGGAGACGGCGAAGAUAAACUCGAGGGUCCCAUUAUGAGCCUCUUGUCCUUGUUCCACCAUACCAUGUGCAUGGCUUCUCACAAAUCCCUCUCAAUCAACGACCCUGUCAAGUCGACACCUUCCUAUGUCCGCCAGAGUCUUUCAGCGACGCGUGUCAUCUCUUUACUCAACGCUGAAUCCCCGGAAUUUCUACCUCCAUUGCCCCUGGUGCCAUAUGCCCUUUCCGUCGCCUUGAGUGUAGUUUACCGACAUUUCCGAUCGAGGCGCCUGAAGGUACACAUCAACCGUGCAACGGACGAACUCAAGCAGUGCGUUACGCUCCUCAACCGCCUUCGGCCUGCAUGGUGGUCGGCGGGGACGAUGGCAGAUCUAGGCACCGCCGUUCUAAACAACGCCGAUCGCAACACACGGACUGUGAACACCCCAGCAGCGCCCGUAGACAAUUCUCUCGUCCCGCCGAAUCAAUCUGAUCUCAAAGCUGAUCAUCACCAUCAUCAAAACCCACAUGCCCAACUCCAGCAAGGCUCGUCCCAAUGGCAGCACCAACAGCAGUCGUCUCAGCAGCAGCAGAAUCAGCACCAGCAUCAACACCAUCCGUCUAUAUCUGGUAAUAGCGAGUCCUCGCCGAUCGAUCCUCGCCUCCGCCAUGGUAACCAGAGCGCGACGCCUAUCCCAAGCCUGCUCAAUCCCAUGCCAGCGCCGACGCCCGGUCAGCACCCAACGAGCAGCGAGCGGGCGCCCAUGCCUCCAGCAGGUUUCGACUUCUCAGAAGCAUCGCCCGACUGGCUGAACUUCGACGCCGCAUUUGAAAAUUUCGAAGGUCUGUUGGGAAGUUCCGGCGCAGACCUCAGCAACGAGCUGUUCCGCCCAUUGAACUACGAAGCACUAGAAGGUUUCCUCGAUCCUUCGAGUCAUCACGUCUAGUCUUAACGAAGUUUUUGAGUCUCGCUAAACCCAUUCGCCUUACCUUUCACAUUGCUGUGCAUAUCGUGUUUUGUUACUACUUGUGCUAAUUUUUUCUCCUUCUGUACAUGAUUUGUUCGUAUUUUGUUCUCAACCUCAAAGCGAUGGCGGCGGAUCUUCUUUUUGGGGAAAUGGUGUUUGUUGGAAAGCUCAAUCGCGUCGGCGCUGUUUGCCUCUCUCCCUCUCUCUCCUCUUGACCUAAGUACUUCUGCGCGACGGCCUCGGCCUCGGCCUCGAUCCGUUGCGUACUGCACCUCCCGCGUGUUAUAAUGUCCAUGGAAAACGACGAAAUCAAAUGCUUCCACACACACACACUUCUGGAAUUGUAUGUAUAUACCAACUAUGUUUCACUAUGCUAUAUCAUGCUAUACUAUGCU